AUGUCUGCGCUAGACGCAGCUAGACGCGUCGAAAAGACGCCCCCCGAGACCAUUGAUGAUUCCGCACACGGCACAGAAAGCUCCGGCGAGACCGCGACCAAGCUCACAUUUCGUCGAUUCACGGCCUUUGCCUGCAUGGCAUGUUGCUUCACGAGCGCCCAGAUACCCAUACUCCUCCUCGGAGGCAUACAAGACAUCAUCUACGCAUCCGUCGGCGGCACAGACCAAGAGGACUGGUUCGACACGGCAUACCUCAUCGCCUUUGCCGCCGUGUGCCCGUUUGUCGGCGCGCUCUCGGAUCUCCUCGGUCGUCGAUACGUCGCCCUCCUCGGCUGCGCCCUGAUCAUCCUCGGCCAGGUACUCUGCGUCACUGCCCAUUCUGUAAACACCCUCAUUGGCGGCAUGGCGACAUGCGGUGUCGGCGCCAGCUUCAACGAGCUGAUCUCGAUCGCGGGCGCGGCCGAGUUGGCCCCGACUUUUAAGCGCGGCGCGUACAUUGCCGUCCUUGUGCUCGCCGUCUUGCCGUGGGUGCCGUCGGUUCUGUGGGCGCAGCUGAUUGCCGCCAAGUACGACUGGCGCUACGUCGGCGUCUUGGCCAUUGCCUACACUUCGGUGGGCCUGACGGCUACCUUCUUCGUUUACCACCCGCCUCCUCGCGUCAACUCGGCGUCUCUGUCGAAAAGGGAGGCCGUGGCCCGGAUCGACAUUAUAGGCGGCUUGGUGUGUACUGCGGGAAUUGUCCUGCUGAUUGCGGGCAUUCUUUGCGGCAGCUACCAGUAUCCGUGGUCCAGCGUUCACGUGCUGGCGCCGUUCCUGGGCGGAAUCUGUCUCAUCGCCUUCUUCGCGUUCUGGGAGACGAGCAUGGCCAAGUACCCCAUGAUCCCGAGAAAGCUUGGCAAAGCCCCUCGGACGCUGAUGCUGGUCAACCUGAUCUCGUUCGUGUCGGGGGCCAACUUCUUCUCCAUCAUGAUGCUCUGGCCCAGCCAGGCGUACAACAUGUACAGCCACGACCCGGUUUCCGUCGGGCUCCGCAGCCUCCCCUUUGGGUUCGGCGUCAUGGCCGGGUGCGCCAUCAUGCUGGCCGCCAUGACGGCCCUACGCGGACGCGGCAUGCGGAUCCUCCUCGUGGCCUCGUCGUGCGUCAUGACCGCGGGCUGCGGCGCCAUGGCCGCCGCGGACCGCGGCAACGAAAACGCCGUCUACGCCAUCCUCCUCGCGGCCGGACUGGGCGUAGGGGGCAUCCUCGUCCCCACCAGCGUAAUCACCACGAUCCUCUGCCCGGACGACGUCAUCGCCACGGCCGCCGCCCUGACGCUGUCCAUCCGCAUCGUGGGCGGGGCCAUCGGGUACUCGGUCUACUGCAACGUCCUGGCGCGGAAGCUCGCGCCCGAGCUCGCCGGGCAAAUCUCCGCGGCCAUGCUGGACGGGGGCAUCCGGGACCCCCAGGUCAUCCGUCAAGCGGUCGAUCUCGCCGCAGCGUCGCUGCCCCAGGAGAUCCUGCGGCUCCCCGGCGUGGAUGGAAACGUCACGCUGUGGGAGGCGAUCGUGUCGGCUGGUCAGGAGGCGUACGCGCUGGCGUACCCGUGGGCAUAUUACACCAGCAUUGCGUUUGGGGGGGUCUCUAUUCUGGCCAGCGCCUUUGUGCAGGAUAUUUGCGGGCUCAUGGACGAGCAUGUGGCCGUUGCGAUCUAA
Ustilaginoidea virens is the source of this 1692-nucleotide messenger RNA. RefSeq lists its product as uncharacterized. The record is from RefSeq and is a predicted model, not a curated record. Bases 1 to 1692 code for a protein of 563 amino acids. The transcript has 5 exons. Gene Ontology annotation, molecular function: transmembrane transporter activity. NCBI's taxonomy places the organism in Eukaryota, Fungi, Ascomycota, Sordariomycetes, Hypocreales, Clavicipitaceae. Gene Ontology annotation, cellular component: membrane. Gene Ontology annotation, biological process: transmembrane transport.